UCCAUUCACCUCCCACUACUGCAUGCGGCAUUUCAUUCAGUUCAAACAAUCUAUGGAUCAAACCUUGUCAUUUCUUUUUAUCAAGAAAAUUAAGUUGCGGUCUUUGCAACAGGUUUCUACAAGUAAAGAGUAAAGUCUCCUCGUCGACUUUCUCUUUGAUAGAAAAAUUCGCGAUUUCGCGUAAUCCGUAUAGAGUUACGUAAUUGAUAGAAUGACAUCGCGUUAUCAAUUAUUAUAAAAAAUCUCAGUAAACUUUGAAAUCUAGAACGUGAUAAGUUGAUAACAAAUUACAGUGAACCCUUGUUACAUUGGCUGGUUUCAGAUAGUCGUUGGAGAGUUUCUAUAGCUUCGUAUCAUUGCACACAGGCCCCGUGAUUUUCAAUUAGUAAUAUAAUGACUGAAGUAAUUCAUAACUCAAAAGUUAACGGCGUGACUGAGGGAGAAGAUGAAACAGCUCGCGUGAAAGAUAUUUUCAAAAAAAUUGUCCAGGGAAGUUCGCACGAUAAAGUUUUAGAUAAGGUCGAAGUUAUUUAUGCUGGAAAUGGUCGUUUUAUUGGAGAAAUGUUAAUUGAACCAGAGCACACGAAUAUAUAUGGUUCCUUGCAUGGCGGUUUUACAGCUACUCUAAUCGAUAUUUGUACAUCAAUUGCAAUGAGUACUCAUCCGCGAAAAGGAAACGGAGUCUCUGUUGACUUGAAUAUUUCAUAUCUCAAACCUGGACUGUUAAAUGAACGAAUUGUGAUCACAGCAGAUACGAUUAGGGUUGGAAAAACGAUGGGAUUUUCAGAAGCAGUGAUAACCAGUAAAGCUUCUGGAGAUAUAUUGGCCAAAGGAAUGCAUACGAAAUAUGUAGAUUCAGUCAAAUACGCCUUGACCAAAUAAUCAUUUCCUCUUCACCGCACUGCUACGCUUGUUCGCAAUAAGAUUUGAUAUUUGUGCAAAUAAUUGAACGUGAUUUCGGCUGUGAAAAUAUCACCGACAAAUUGCUAUUUCUAGAUGAAAAACCUCAGUAUUUCUAUAUUAUAAUAUUCUAAAUGUAUUUUGUACGUUCAGUUAUUUCAAAAUGUACUCGAAAUGAAAAUUUAUGUAUUACUUGGUAUACUCAUCCAUUAAGUAUUUAAAUGGUUUCGGUGGAAAUGUUUCAACGGUAAUGUUUUAAAUUUUUUGUUUUUAGAAAACGAAAAUUAUUUUCAAUGUUGAAAAAAAAACUCAUUAAAAAAAAUUACACGUGUUUCUUUUCCUGUUAAUUAGAACUGUAUGCUACCAUUAGAAAAGUAGCUAAAAUAUGUAUUAUGUUUCCAUAUAUUACGUACCUCUGCUUUUUUUAGGCGUAUGCCGAACAUAUGUGUAGCAAUUUUAUCAACCUCUGUCGUAAUGAAAACAGUCUCAAAUACACAAAGGAAACUUUAUUUAGCUAAUUCGGAAGCUUCUUUCAAAAUAUAGUCAAACUUAGACGCCGUAAAUACAAGUACUCUUCUGUAAGGUAACAAUUCGAUAUCAUCUUCAGUCCAAGAGCCUGCUAAGGCGGAGUCGCUUUCGUCAGC
Molecule: messenger RNA, 1544 nt
Organism: Planococcus citri (citrus mealybug)
Lineage: Eukaryota; Metazoa; Arthropoda; Insecta; Hemiptera; Pseudococcidae
Product: acyl-coenzyme A thioesterase 13-like
Exons: 5
Coding region: 394-882 (162 amino acids)
Molecular function (GO): fatty acyl-CoA hydrolase activity
Source: RefSeq, a predicted model, not a curated record